AUGGACAAAAAUGAUCCUCUCAGACAGCCACUGAUCCCUCAGGCAGACGAGAUGGGUCAAGGAGAUUCUGCCCUGGCCAUUAUUGGCAAUAGGCGCGUCCAGCUUACUGAAGAAGAGAAUAGGAAAAUACGGAGGAAAACAGACAAAGUCAUCCUUGCUAUCCUUGUCUGGGUUUACUUCUUGCAGAUCCUUGAUAAAACUGUUCUAGGCUAUGGAGCAAUCUUUGGCCUUAUUGAAGAUACACAUCUCUCUGGUAACCAGUAUUCACUCAUUGGUUCGAUUGGCCCCAUAGCCCAACUGGCAUGGCAACCCUUUUCAAUGAUUUUAAUUGUUAAAGUGCCACAUCGGGUCCUAAUGCCAACCUUGGUUCUCGGCUGGGGAUUGGCACAAGCUGCGAUGGGCGUCUGUAAUAAUUUUGGGGGUUUGCUUGCCACAAGAUUCUUUUUGGGCCUUUUCGAAGCUGGAUGUCUCCCCCUUUUCAGUGUCAUUACCAGUCAAUGGUAUCGCAGAGCCGAGCAGCCCAUCCGAGUCGCAGCUUGGUAUGGUACAAAUGGCGUUGCUACCAUUGUUGCCUCUGCGUUAUCCUACGGUUUAGGUCACAUACCAACUCAAACAAUGCGGUCAUGGAGAAUAAUAUUUAUCUUUGUCGGACUGGUCACUAUCAUAUCAGCCCCAUUCGUUUAUUGGAAACUGGAUAAUGAUAUCCCUUCUGCUCGUUUUCUCACGGAGCAUGAGCGCGAACAAGCCAUCGAACGCCUCCGUGCCAACCAAACGGGGACUAGGGCAACGGAGUUCAGGUGGUCACACGUCUUUGAAGCGCUUCUUGAACUGAAAACAUACUUGUGGAUUGCAAUGAGCUUGCUUCUCAACAUCGGCGCGGCCGUCACAAACACGUUUGGGCCACUCAUCCUCAACGGCUUUGGGUACGACAAAUAUAUCACAUCACUCCUCAACAUGCCGUUUGGAGCAGUUCAAGUUAUUGUUAUUAUGCUGGCGUCAUAUUUUGCCCAAAAACAUCGGAGAAAAUCUGCGGUGCUGAUCCUCCUGAUACUUCCGGUUAUUACAGGGCUCUCAAUGUUAUAUUCUCUCCCACCAGAAAGUUCUCAUAGUGUGUUAGUAUUGGCAUACUAUUUGCUUGCUUGUAUCUUUGGCGGAAAUCCACUCAUUGUUACCUGGAUUGUUGGAAAUACCGCGGGUACUACCAAACAAUCGAUAAUCACCUCACUAUACAAUGCUGGAUCGUCAACUGGCAAUAUCAUUGGGCCAUUAUUGUUCGUCAAGGAAGAUUCGCCUCGAUACAGAAAUGGAUUGCGCUCAGUUCUGAUAUCAUUCAUUGCUCUCGCCGUCGUAAUACUAGCUCAAGUUGCGAACUUAGUUGUCCUCAACAAAUUACAUAGGCGAUCAAGAGCAGCAGAGGGGAAAAAAGCUAACAUCAAGGAUGUAUCCAUGAAUGAGCAAUACGCAGAGUUCGAUGAGGAAAAUGAUGGCCUGGAGUUUGCGGAGUCCCAGGGCUCUGAAAGUCAGGACGAAAGAACUGGCGAAAUGGACACCGCCAGAAUAAUUUCACGGAGACGGCUGGGAGAGAAUGCUUUCCAGGACUUGACUGAUAAGCAGAAUAACGAGUUCAUAUAUAUCUACUGA
Molecule: messenger RNA, 1641 nt
Organism: Trichophyton benhamiae CBS 112371
Lineage: Eukaryota; Fungi; Ascomycota; Eurotiomycetes; Onygenales; Arthrodermataceae
Product: MFS transporter, putative
Exons: 4
Coding region: 1-1641 (546 amino acids)
Biological process (GO): transmembrane transport
Cellular component (GO): membrane
Molecular function (GO): transmembrane transporter activity
Source: RefSeq, a predicted model, not a curated record